UUCCCUCCCCCCCACCCCCACCUUUCCUCUAAUACUAAUCACACACAGAGAUAGCUCAGCGCUGCACUGUACUUCACUUCUUAUUACUGCGCCUUCACGCAUUUCCCUCCCUCCCUCUUUGCUUUUCUUUGCUAUAUCCAUCCUUUCCUUUUCCUUUCUUUUUACUGACCUCAUCCAUCAUCAUCAUCAACAAACAUGGAAGCCACUUCGCCUCUCUCAAGUUCAACCGCAACCAGUCGUCGUCUCCAAGAAAAUCAAAGCGCUCAGCCCACCUCUGCUGCCAAGAAAACAUUCGUCGCUUCAUUGAUGGAAGCCGCCUCCCUCCGCACGCCUUCUUUCAAGGAGGACACCUACCUCAUCUGCCAUCUCAACAACUCCGAGAAGAAGGCGCUCCUGGAUCUCAAGGACCGCUUCAUGGCCGCACACGGCCCGGACUCCAUGUGGGGCAUGCCCCUGGUGGGAAACGGGGACGAGCGCGCUGACGUCAUCCUCCUCAAGUUCCUCCGUGCCCGGGAUUUCCGCGUCCAAGACGCCCUCAACAUGCUCCUCAAGUGCUUGGCGUGGAGGAAGGAAUUCACGGCCGAGUCCAUCCUGGAGGAAGACCUGGGCUUCAAGGAGCUGGAAGGAGUGGUGGCUUAUAUGCACGGCUGCGACCGACAAGGCCACCCUGUCUGCUACAAUGCCUACGGAGUCUUCAAGGACAGGGAGAUGUACGAGAGGAUCUUCGGCGACGAUGAGAAGCUCAAGAGGUUUCUGAGGUGGAGAGUCCAGGUCCUUGAGAGAGGGAUCAAGCUCCUGCAGUUCAAGCCUGGCGGGGUCAAUUCCAUCAUUCAGGUCACUGAUCUCAAGGAUAUGCCUAAAAGAGAGCUCAGAGUCGCCUCCAAUCACAUUCUCUCGCUCUUCCAAGACAACUACCCUGAAAUGGUUGCCAGAAAGAUCUUUAUAAACGUGCCAUGGUACUUCAGCCUGAUGUAUUCAAUGUUUAGUCCAUUUCUGACUCAAAGAACUAAGAGUAAGUUUGUGAUAUCCAAGGAAGGCAAUGCUGCUGAGACCCUUUACAAGUUCAUCAGACCGGAGGAGGUCCCGGUUCAAUACGGGGGAAUGAGCCGGCCGAGUGAGGCGCUGAACUGUCCGCCCAAACCGGCGUCUGAAUUCACAGUCAAAGGAGGAGAGAAAGUGAAUAUUCAAAUCGAGGGCAUUGAGGGUGGAGCAACGAUAACGUGGGACAUAGUGGUGGCCGGGUGGGAGUUGGAAUAUAGCGUGGAAUUCGUACCAAACGCGGAGGGCAGCUACACCAUCGCGGUGGAAAAGCCGCGACGGGUUCCGGCGAGUGAGGAGGCGAUUCACAACUCCUACUCCACCAGGGAAGCUGGAAAACUGGUGCUCUCCGUCGACAACUCCACCUCCCGGAGGAGGAAGGUCGCUGCAUACCGUUACAUUGUCCGCAAAUCAUCAUCAUCCACAACCGCUGUUUAAUUAUGUUAAUGAAACAAUAGACCCCCACUUGAUCAAUUAAUUAGCUAGCAUCUUUAAUCCAUCCAUCCAUCCAUCCAUCUCCCUCCUCCUGCUGCUUUUGCCGCUAAUGAAAUGUGUGGACACUUGUAAUAGAAUAAUAAAAUACUACUUACUUAUAUAUAGUAAUGAUAUGUUUUGCUUGCAUGUUGUGUCGUCGUGUUUAAACGCGAUGCUGUUGCAUCAAUAUUGCUGUGUUCCAUUAU
This is a messenger RNA of Andrographis paniculata, 1718 nucleotides long. RefSeq names its product patellin-6-like. Bases 196 to 1476 code for a protein of 426 amino acids. NCBI's taxonomy places the organism in Eukaryota, Viridiplantae, Streptophyta, Magnoliopsida, Lamiales, Acanthaceae. The transcript has 4 exons. Gene Ontology annotation, molecular function: lipid binding. The record is from RefSeq and is a predicted model, not a curated record.